GCAACGUUUGGAUAUAACUCCCAAUUUUGGACAAACAACGAAACAUUAAAUGUUGAAGCAGGUCUGGAUGGUCUGACAGAAAUUGAAACAAAGUUGAGUUCGUACAACAGCACACCGUUCGCUAAGAUCUGCCUGGGAAUGAAAGUAGAUGACGUCACUAACUGGAUAAUGCUGAACUACACUGCACGUUCGCUGUACAGUGUGAUAGCAGACGAAGUUUACCAUCCCACAAAUCUAGGACGAUCCCGGUGGAUGUCACUUAUAGUGAACUCAAGGUUACAAGAUAAUUGUAACACGGAAGGCUUUAACGCGCAGUUAAAAAUGAGUACGAGUGUGCGAAUCGGUUAUGUCGCCAACAACGAGAAAAACUGUCGGUCACCUGAUUCGUUGAUUGGUUUUGGCAUUCAUAUUGAUAAUACUGUAAAUCAACUCAGUUGGUCAA
Messenger RNA from Paramuricea clavata, 442 nucleotides. The record is from the annotation of a GenBank genome assembly. NCBI's taxonomy places the organism in Eukaryota, Metazoa, Cnidaria, Anthozoa, Malacalcyonacea, Plexauridae.